AUGAAUGCACAAAGAAAUAAUGUUGAAGGAACAUCUGGACCUACUAGUAAAGGUCUAGAUCAAUUUCUUGAAUUUCCAAACUCAACAUUUUUUGUUCCAGAAGAUACAGCUGUGAAUAUAAAACCAGAAAAGGCCAUCAGAACAACAGAUCCUAAUGCAUUUUAUGCAUAUCAAAAGAAAGAAAAUGAAUUAGUUAAGAAAGCAAAAAACAAUGGUACCUUUUGGAUUCGAAUCUUGGUUGCAUAUCCAGCAAAAAUUCAACAAAAAAGCUACUGGAGAAGUAUUGAUAAUAGGUGUACAGGCACCCAUGUUUCAGAAUUAAUGAUCAUAAUUGAUAAUGAAGCAAAACAUUUUUUCAAGCAAGAAGAAUUGAACAUCUUGAAUGCUUUAAAGAAACAUAAAGCUGAAUAUAUCACAUUUAGAGAAAAUGGUUUACCGGUCACGAAAGACACCAAUCCCUCCAAUAAUUCAUCACAAAAUUCUAUAAAAUCCACAGAAAAACCAAUAGGAAGGAGGGUUUCAGGUAAGCCAUGGAAAUAUCAAAAGACAGCAACACGAAGAUCACAACUUCCAAAAGUUUUACGUAAAAGUUGGACAGAGCGAAUGAAGGAGAAAAAUGAACGAAUAGCUGUAAAAUUACUGGAAAAUGAAUUAAAAGAUAAAGUUGAAUCAGAGAAAAAACGAAAACAAGAAGCAAGAUUAAAAAGGAAACAAGCAUUGGAAGAAAAAGAGAGAUUGGAGAGAUUGGCUACAAUGUAUUCAGUAAAAAAGUUGCAAAGACUUAAAAAAAGAAAAGGAUUAAGGAAAUAA
Entrophospora candida is the source of this 810-nucleotide messenger RNA. Lineage: Eukaryota; Fungi; Glomeromycota; Glomeromycetes; Entrophosporales; Entrophosporaceae. The record is from the annotation of a GenBank genome assembly.